Molecule: messenger RNA, 1314 nt
Organism: Physcomitrium patens
Lineage: Eukaryota; Viridiplantae; Streptophyta; Bryopsida; Funariales; Funariaceae
Cellular component (GO): chloroplast
Source: RefSeq, a predicted model, not a curated record
UCGACCGGAGGCGCUGAGAGUGGCGCCGUCGUGGACUUCCAGAAUACUUAAUGUAAUCACGAAUAAACAGAACCCAAUUUUUAGUGGCACUAUCGGCUUUAGAGACUUGGAGUAACUUGCAGUAGGAUGUGCUGGUAGUCGUCAUGGAACACGGGGGGAUUCUCUGGUGCCUCCUGCUGACGAUCAUGAUGCUCAACAACAACAACCGUGACAGCCAAGACACUACUACGUCUACUUCUAGCAUCCCCGCCCAGACCCAAGCAGUCGAUCUGAGCUCUGGAGAUGGCGACGAGGAUAAUCCAAACAAGAGGAGGAAGCCGAAAGAGGACUCUGAGAAUAAAUUUGAAUGCCGCUUCUGUGACAUGAAGUUCCCCAAAUCCCAGGCUUUGGGUGGACACAUGAAUCGUCACCGGGUGGAGAGAGAACAUGAGGAGAUACAGAAGGCAAGAAAUCUUCUAAUUGCACAGCAUCAUGCUCCACCGUAUUAUGCGGCUGCACAAUAUUAUUCUCGAAUGGAUGGUGCAAGCACUUCUGUUGAUGCGACUGGAAAUUUCCCUUCAACUGCAGGCUCCUUCAUGACACCUCAGUUGCCAUUCUAUCAACCUCAAGCUCAAUCGAGUGUGCAAAACUGGCCAGGGAACCAGCUUCCCCCACUGCAGCCAAAUCUAGAUUCUGCCCAAACAAAUCUACAAGGAACAAACUAUUUGAAUCCAACCGACAACACGAGAGCAUACCAGAGUCUGCCAAUGCUGCAAAGAGAAAUCCUGAUGCACGGACUUCAACAUCCGCAACACGCACGAGCUGAGAUGGAGGCUUUAGAGGGAGCCAAGGGUGUCGCUAAGUUUGAGAAGAUGAAAGGAGCAUUGUUGCCUCAAGAGGAGUAUGCUGAUGACGUUGCGCGUUCGCUUGCCACAUUUUUGAGCGAAAUGUAGAUUGGAUUUUAUUUUAUUUUUCAAACUUACAGAAACAUGUUAACUUAUUGUGUAUAAUCUGUGAAGCAUCGAUGACACAUACAUAUUGCAUUAUCGAACUAGAAGCUCACCCACAUUAGCGCGUCUAUUUAGACAUAAAGCUGCAUUUCAUGUGCCCACAGUAGUAGUUCUUUGUAUGAAUUUUGUGACCGUGACAUGAGUUUCAGAAACCUCUCAAAAGGAUCAAAUCUACUCCUCUUUGAAGUAAAACAAACCUAUCAACUUCGCCCAAAAAAAUGAGGUGACGCGGUCCUUUUGCGUUGGUUGGGAACACUGUCUCAGACGUUGUCGUUCUUCCCCUCACCCGCUGUAAUUGUUUUUUGAAUUUUUUGUUCCAAGACAA